AUGCUCCACAUUCUUAUUACACACGUCAUUAAUCCGCUUGCUUACAUCGUCCCCGUAUUACUAGCAGUUGCUUUCCUGACACUUAUCGAGCGAAAAGUGUUAGGGUAUAUACAGCUGCGGAAGGGCCCCAAUGUGGUUGGUCCCUACGGGCUACUGCAGCCAAUUGCAGACGGGGUCAAACUGUUUAUUAAAGAACCCAUUCGACCCUCUACUUCUUCCCCCUUCUUAUUUUUGGCGGCCCCCGCUCUUGCCCUUACCUUAGCGCUAACCCUCUGAGCCCCUAUACCCCUCCCUCACCCUGUGACCGACAUGAACCUUAGCAUACUGUUCAUUCUUGCACUCUCUAGCCUUGCAGUCUACUCUAUUCUAGGCUCGGGCUGAGCGUCGAAUUCCAAAUACGCCCUAAUUGGUGCACUGCGGGCGGUAGCCCAAACUAUUUCUUAUGAAGUAGCAUUAGGGUUAAUUCUACUUUCCACAAUUAUGUUUACCGGGGGUUUUACUCUGUCCAUGUUUAGCACCACACAGGAAGCUAUCUGACUACUAGCACCGGCCUGACCUCUAGCGGCGAUGUGAUACACCUCUACUCUGGCGGAGACCAACCGGGCACCCUUUGACCUAACUGAGGGGGAAUCAGAGUUGGUCUCGGGUUUUAACGUAGAAUAUGCUGGGGGACCCUUCGCACUAUUCUUCCUUGCGGAAUAUGCUAAUAUUCUGUUCAUGAACACGCUCUCGGCCAUUUUAUUUAUGGGUACCUCCUGCUUCCUUAUGUUCCCCGAACUAACCACCGCUAAUAUCAUGAUGAAGGCUGCUCUACUAUCAGCCCUCUUCCUAUGGGUCCGAGCCUCCUACCCCCGGUUCCGAUAUGAUCAGUUAAUGCACUUAGUGUGAAAAAACUUCCUACCCCUAACACUGGCUCUUAUUCUGUGACAUCUUUCCAUGCCAGUCAGUACGGCCGGGCUUCCGCCACAACUCUAG
Molecule: messenger RNA, 975 nt
Organism: Clupea harengus (Atlantic herring)
Lineage: Eukaryota; Metazoa; Chordata; Actinopteri; Clupeiformes; Clupeidae
Source: the annotation of a RefSeq genome assembly